CUGCAUCUGAUGAGGCAACACUGAGAGAGAUGCCUCAUUCCGGACAAAUGCAGAGGAGCUACUGAAGAACCAUGUUGGGUUCUCACACAAAGACUAUGCAUUUCUUCCUUAUUUUGUUGUUCUGGCAAGGAGCCAACACAGUCUCCAUCAACUCCUCGCUGACUGAGGAUGUACACAAAGCUGUAAUAUCUGGUCAAAGUGAAGUCAUUGAAAAGAUUGAGAUCCUGGAACCCCAAACAAAAGUGUUUUCAUGUGAAACAACCAACGUACCAAACAAACCCCCAAACAUUUCCGGCUACUGGAAAAAGAAUGGUGCUGCAAUUGAAAGCUCACAACAAGCUGUCAACAAUACUGAUGGAAAGUACAUCUUUAGUGGCACAUUUAAUAUGGAAGACUUAGGAAAUUAUUCAUGUGUCUUCAGUUUUUCGGAAAAUGUACGUCAAGCUACAUUUGUUUUGAAUGUUCCUGCUAUUAAAGGAGCAGACAAGCCCAUUGUGAGCUAUAUUGGGGAUUCAGUUGUACUGAAGUGCGAGAUCAAAUAUGGACCAAAAACCUGGGAAUGGUUCAAAGUCAACGGUACUGAAAAGGAAUUCAUAAACGCUACUGUUGACACAUCAAAGUACAAACUCUGCAUCGAGACAAACGUCACCAAGCUGACUGUGAUGAACCUGACUAAAGAAGACGCCGGUAAAUAUCUCUGCAGCGCAGUGUACGACAUCGGCCCGAGCCAAGGCCAUGUGGAGCUGAAGGUCCUGUCCUUCACAGAGCCUCUUAAACCUUUCCUCGCUAUAGCAGCUGAAGUGGUUGUUCUCGUCACACUCAUUCUUCUGUAUGAGAGACAGAGCCGCAGCCGCAAGCAGGAUUCCGAAACAACAGAGAAUGGGCCGCAGUCUGAACAGACAAGUAAACUGACGCAGGAUGAGAGCAAUGGCACAGAUGGAGGAAGCAGCACCAGACACAGGAGAGUGGAACAGUGAGAGCCCUGCUGACUAGUUCAGUAAACUUGCUGUGAUUGGAAUGACAUCGAAGCCUCUUAUUCGGUGCUGAAGUCAGAAAAGUGAUUCUCAGUAAAUAUUUUGAAAAAUACCAUAACACAGCAUGUUUGCUCAAAUCUCAUAAAUAACAGCAAUAUUAUUAUGAUAUAUAUUGUGUAAAAUGUGAAUGUGUGUACAUAUGCACACAUAAGUACAAAUGUGUUUGUAAAACUUAUCGCGAACAGAAAGAAACCUUGUAUGUCCAUUUGCACUGUUUUGCACUAUUCUGGACCAAUGCAAAUGCUUUAAAAAGACUAUAAUGAAUAAAAGCAUAUUAAAUUGACUUCCACUGAAAGUUAAGCAGGAUGUCCGCCUCCUGUAAAGUUGCCAUUUUGGAGAUACAAGAUUAUUAUGUGAUGGCGAUUACAUAAAUAUUAUUUUGUAUUUGUGUUCCUAUAUAUAGUCUUAUGCAAAAUGUAAACAGAUUUUACUAUUUCUACUUAAUCACUGAAAUAACUACUACAUAAUACAUUUUAAUUGUGUAUUAAAAUCGGCUGAACUCUAGGUUAGAGUUAAUGUUCUGUGUACUUAUUUUCAUUUACAGUAUCAAAAAAUACAAAUAUUUGCAUAAGACUUCAUAUACAGCUUUGGAAAAAAAUAAGAGACCACUUAAAAUGAUUACUUUUUUAUUUUACAAAAUUGAAAACCUCUGGAAUAUAAUCAAGAGGAAGAUGGAUGAUCACAAGCCAUCAAACCAAGUUGAACUGCUUGAAUUUUUACACCAGGAGUUGCAUAAACUUAUCCAAAAGCAGUGUGUAAGACUGGUGGAGGAGAACAUGCCAAGAGGCAUGAAAAAUGUGAUUAAAAACCAGGGUUAUUCCACUAAAUUCUGACUCUUAACUUUUAAAGAUUUAUGAAUAUUAUAUUAUUUGUUUGGAAUUUAUGAGAAAUGUUGUCUGUAGUUUUUUAGAAUAAAACAACCAUGUUCAUUUUACUCAAACAUAAACCUAUAAACAGCAAAAUCAGAUAAACUGAUUCAGAAACCGAAGUUAUCUAUUUUAUUUUUUCCAGAGCUGUAUAUGUAUACACCAGUCAUACUUUUAUGACAAAUUCCUUGAUUCUACACCUAUUAUUCAUUUUUUUCAGCUCCACUGAUCAUAUAGGAGCACUUUUUAAUUCUAUAAUUAAAGACUAUAGUCCUUCUGUUUCUCUGAAUACUUCUAUAAGCUCACUGGAGCUUAAAAAAUGGACAAGGAGUGUAGAAACAAGGAGGUGGUGAUAAUGUUAUGCUUGAAUGGUGUAUGUACUUUUGUUUGCUGUGCUUGUCUAAGGAUUGCACUAAACGUGCCAGCUGUGUUUGUGCUUUAAUUGCUGUUGCUAUCCAAAAAAACACAUUAUCAAAAUUUGUAUAGUUAUUUUUCUACAUAAUUUAAACACAGAACUGCUAUUUACAUAAUCAAAACUUUAUGCUGAAUGGACCAAAAGAAACACUCCAAGUGACUAUUUUACUUUUUACUGUUUUGUUUUUGGACUGUGAUGUCAUACAGAAUAAAGAUGGCCUGCAGAUUCAGAAAUAAUAUAUAUCUAAAGGUUUAAAGAU
Molecule: messenger RNA, 2574 nt
Organism: Astyanax mexicanus (Mexican tetra)
Lineage: Eukaryota; Metazoa; Chordata; Actinopteri; Characiformes; Acestrorhamphidae
Gene: emb
Product: embigin
Exons: 8
Coding region: 72-977 (301 amino acids)
Biological process (GO): axon guidance; homophilic cell-cell adhesion; dendrite self-avoidance
Cellular component (GO): axon; plasma membrane
Molecular function (GO): cell-cell adhesion mediator activity
Source: RefSeq, a predicted model, not a curated record